CCUGGUUGCAAAAUAUAUAUAUUUUAGGUGGGUGGUCGAAUAUAGUAUGGUUGCUGUGGAACUAUAUUAUGCAGACUUUUUGCAACCCACUGUAUACAAUACCCUUUGCUCCUAGUUAACAGAAGACAAGCUGACAAACAAUGUCCCAAGACCAAGAUCAUAGUUUACAGGACUUGAGAAAGCCUUGUCAUUUGCUUCGUGGCGAAAUCACAUACUCUGUUGCAAAAGAAGAAGAUGCCAAUAUCGUGCAUGAACUAGGCUAUCAAGAUGCAAAGGUUCGAUAUUUAACAUAUUUGUACCAACAUCGAACCCUAAUCAAAUCGAUUGUCGCUAGUCAUCUCGGUCUGACUUCGGCAAAUUCGUGCCGCCUUGCUGAGGUAGAGGACUGGAUAGAUGGCAGCUUUAAUAUCUGCAUCCGGGUCGAUGUAUAUCGAACAGACCAAAUAUUGGGGCAACAAGUGAUGAUUCGAUUUCCAUUACCAUAUCGGGUUGGGGAGAACGUCUGCCCUGGUAAUGCCGAUGAAAAGAUUCGUUGUGAAACUGGUACAUAUGCAUGGCUCCAAGAGAACUGUCCAGAUAUUCCUAUUCCGCGUCUUUACGGGUUUGGACUCUCGACAGGGAAAACUUUCACACUCCUCAGUAAUAUGCCAUGUUUGACCCGUGCUCUUCAGUACUUUCGGCGUGCAGUAUUAGGAUGGUUAGGUUACCCAAGCCCGUCUAUCUAUGUCCCUCAUAGGAUUGAGCAAGCAGGGUCUCUUAGAACCGGCUAUAUUCUAAUUGAAUAUAUCAAACCAUUGCAAGGCAGAAUGCUCUCAGAGACAUGGGAGGAUCGACGUCAUGAUCCCAUAUUACAUGCUAAUUUGUUCCGCUGCCUCUCACAUAUCAUGAUUUCACUGACACGGACUCCAUUACCAAAAAUAGGCUCUUUUACCCUAGACGAGACAGGGCAUCUGAGCUUGAAUAACCGCCCCCUGACCCUUCAAAUCCAACUUCUUGAAAACGAACGCAUCCCAAUUGAUAUGCCGCGACAUGUUACCUAUUCAAGGGCUGACUCAUAUAUACAUGAUAUUCUUGCAUUUCAUGAAAGUCGCCUUCGUCAUCAACCUAAUGCUAUUAGUAGCCUCCAGGAUGGCUUCUAUCAGACAUGUGCAUUGAUGGUUAUGAGAAGUAUAUGGCCCUGUUUCUUCCGUCGCGACCUUCUUACAGGACCUUUCUUCCUACAUCUCACCGACCUCCACCAAAGCAAUAUAUUUGUGGAUGAAAAUUGGAACAUUACAUGUGUUGUUGACCUUGAAUGGGCAUGUUCUCGUCCAGUGGAAAUGAUGCACCCUCCACAUUGGUUAACGAGUCAACCUAUUCCCAUGAUUAAUCUGGAGGCGUAUGAUCCCCUUCAUAGGGAGUUCAUACAAAUACUGAAAGAAGAGGAACAGGCAAGUGCCAUAGGACAACAGUCUUUUUUUCAGCUACAUUCUGUAUUGCAGGAAGGGUGGGAGCGCGGAACCUUUUGGUGUUCUCUAGCACUAAAUACUCUGAUGGCGUUGUUUGGAAUCUUCUACGAUUACAUUCAACCCCGGUUCUCUCAGUCUCAUAAAGACGAUGAAGCGUUUUGGUUAAUCACGAUGUGA
This is a messenger RNA of Aspergillus ochraceoroseus IBT 24754, 1625 nucleotides long. RefSeq lists its product as uncharacterized. Bases 141 to 1625 code for a protein of 494 amino acids. The record is from RefSeq and is a predicted model, not a curated record. The transcript has 2 exons. NCBI's taxonomy places the organism in Eukaryota, Fungi, Ascomycota, Eurotiomycetes, Eurotiales, Aspergillaceae.